CCGGGAAAACGCUUUGGCGCGGAAUCUGUUGUAUUGGUUCCGCGCUUCUAGAGGAAAACGCAAAUCCUACCUCACACGGCAUAUUUAAAAUAAAUUAUUAAUGGCUCCUGUUUCAAAUUCAGAUAAAGACAUGGACGGUGGAGAUUGUGAUGCAUCUGACACAUGUGGCAUUGCCACCUCGCGUUCCAGGCGAGAGAAAAAGGAGAAAGUGGGACGCAAGUCGGCCCUGGAGCAGCUUAAGCGAGCCAAGAAGGGAGAAAAGGUCAAAUAUGAGGUGGAGGAGUUCACAAGUGUGUAUGAAGAGGUGGACGAGGAGCAGUACUCAAAAUUAGUACGCGAGAGACAGGACGAUGACUGGAUCAUUGAUGACGAUGGGACUGGUUACGUUGAGGACGGAAGAGAGAUCUUUGAUGAUGAUUUGGCAGAUGACGCUCUAGAGAAGGCUUCUAAAGGUAAAGCAGGUGGGAAGGGAGGAGACUCGAAGAAGAACAUCAAGAAAAUGUCCGUCAGUAAACCCAACAGCAUUAAAAACAUGUUCAUGAACAGCAAUGUGAAGAAGCCUGUAGAAAAAGAUGUGGAUUUGUCCAAAGAUGAUCUGCUGGGAGAUAUUUUACAGGAUCUUCACUCUGAGAAAUCAGUUGUGCUUACCCCACCACCUGUUAUCACCUUGAAGAAAAAGAAAAUGCUGGGAUCCCCUAUGAAUCCAUUUUCAGUUAAACCACAGGUGCCAAAGGAGUUACCUGAAGUUCAAAUGUCAAAGCCCAGGCCUGUGGUGACGCGGGCUCCUCCAGCUGAGCCUUCACCCAGACCUGCUGCUCGCAUUUCUUCCAGUAAACCAGCUGCCACACAGCAGAUAAAGAAACCCAAGACAGAGGAACCUAAAGAAGAAGCAGUUGAGUUUGAUGAGAUUGAUUUUGAUGAGCCCAUGGAAGCAGAAAUGGUGGAGGAGGAGGAGCCAGUGAAAGUGAAGGUGGAGUCUGAGUCCCCACCCAGUCUCAAAGUAGAGCCGAAAUCUGAGCCAAAAGAUGAGAUGUUGAUGUCUGAACUGGUUGGUGGCAUGGGAUGGGAAAAGAUGGAGGAGACUGACUCCAUCCAAACUCCGGUCGAGGUGCAAGUAGAUGCCAGUCGAUUACCGCUAGUAGAGGGACCAGAUGGGGAUAUGGUUUUUCGCUUUUACUGGCAAGAUGCUUUUGAGGACCAGUACAGUCAACCCGGUGUGGUAUACCUGUUUGGAAAGGUUUGGAUUGAAUCAGCAAAAGCACAUGUAAGCUGUUGCGUUGCUGUUAGGAACAUCGACAGGACGAUGUAUCUCCUACCCAGAGAACAUAAAGUAAAUCUGUCAACCGGUGAAACGACUGACACUCCAGUCGGAAUGAUGGAUGUGUAUCAGGAGUUCAACAGUCUUUCUGAGAAGUUCAAAAUCAUGAAGUUUAAGUCCAAGCCAGUGACCAAAAACUAUGCCUUUGAAAUCCCAGAUGUUCCUUCACAGAGCGAGUACCUUGAAGUCAAAUACUCUGCUGAGCUGCCCCCAUUGCCAGCUGAACUGAAAGGCUCAACAUUUUCCCACGUGUUUGGUACCAACACCUCCAGCUUGGAGCACUUCCUGCUUAACCGGAAGAUACAUGGACCCUGCUGGCUAGAUGUCAAGACUCCUCAGUUGAGCGGUCAGCCUGUUAGCUGGUGUAAGGUGGAGGCCAUCGCACAGAAAGGUGACCUGAUCUCAGUUGUAAAAGACCUGCCACCCCCACCCCUGGUCAUCAUGUCCAUAAGCCUUAAGACUGUUCAAAAUCCAAAGACUCACCAGAAUGAGAUCGUUUCCUUGGCUGCUCUUAUUCAUCAUACGUUUCCCCUGGACAAAGCUCCUCCACGGCCACCUUACCAAACCCAUUUCUGUGUGGUGAGCAAACCCAAUGACUGUGUCUUCCCGUAUGACUUCCAAGACGCAGUCAGGAAAAAGAAUGGAAUAGUGGAGAUAGCAGGCACAGAGCGGGCACUUUUAGGCUUUUUUUUGGCCAAGAUGCACAAGAUUGACCCAGAUGUUUUAGUGGGUCAUGACAUCUUCGGGUUUGACCUGGAAGUGCUUCUGCAGAGGAUCAACGUGUGCAAAGUACCACACUGGUCCAAGAUUGGCCGCCUAAGAAGAGCCAACAUGCCCAAGCUAGGGGGUCGUAGUGGGUUUGCAGAAAAGAGUGCCACUUGUGGGCGCUUGGUGUGUGACAUUGAGAUUUCUGCCAAAGAGCUGAUCAGGUGCAAAAGUUAUCACUUGACCGAGCUGGUGGCCCAGAUCCUGAAAACGGAGAGGGUGGUGGUGCCUCCAGAGAACAUCAGGAACUUCUACAGUGACUCCCCUCAUCUUCUCUACCUUUUGGAGCUUACCUGGAUGGAUGCAAAGAUGAUUCUGCAAAUCAUGUGUGAGCUGAAUGUGCUUCCUUUAGCAUUGCAGAUCACUAAUAUUGCUGGUAACGUAAUGUCUCGCACUUUGAUGGGUGGGCGGUCCGAGAGGAACGAGUACCUGCUGCUCCAUGCUUUCCAUGAGAAGAACUUCAUUGUUCCAGACAAGCUGUUUUUCAAGAAGCCACAACAAGAUCAUGGUGAAGAUGACGAUGCUGAUCCUGGAAAGAGCAAGUCAAAUAAAGGGAGGAAGAAGGCAGCAUAUGCCGGAGGUCUGGUGUUGGAGCCGAAAGUUGGUUUCUAUGACAAGUUCAUUCUACUGUUGGACUUCAACAGUCUGUACCCUUCCAUCAUCCAAGAAUUCAACAUUUGCUUCACUACUGUAGAGAGGGGAGCUACCAACUCAAGCAAGAAAACUCAGGAGGAGGAUGAUGAGAUUCCAGAGUUGCCAGAUCAAAGUCUGGAGAUGGGCAUUCUUCCCAAAGAAAUCCGAAAACUGGUGGAGCGCCGAAAACAGGUCAAACAGCUGAUGAAGCAACAGGACCUCAACCCUGAUCUUUACAUGCAGUAUGAUAUUAGACAGAAGGCCCUUAAGCUGACAGCUAACAGCAUGUAUGGAUGCCUGGGAUUUUCCUUCAGUCGUUUUUACGCCAAACCCUUGGCUGCACUGGUCACUCAUAAAGGAAGAGAGAUUUUGAUGCACACCAAGGAAAUGGUGCAGAGGAUGAAUCUGGAGGUCAUAUACGGGGACACUGACUCCAUCAUGAUCAACAGUAACAGCACCAACCUGGAGGAGGUCUUCAAACUGGGAAACAAGGUGAAAAGUGAGGUGAAUAAGCUCUAUAAGCUUCUGGAGAUCGACAUCGAUGGUGUGUUUAAGUCCCUUCUGCUGCUGAAGAAAAAGAAAUAUGCAGCACUCAUGGUUGAACCCCAAGGAGAUGGCAAAUACACCACCAAACAGGAACUCAAAGGCCUUGACAUUGUGCGCAGGGAUUGGUGUGACCUGGCCAAAGAGUGCGGCAAUUACGUGAUUGGUCAGAUUCUGUCCGAUCAGAGUCGCGACACCAUCGUUGAGAACAUUCAGAAACAUUUGAUUGAAGUUGGAGAGAAGGUCGCCAGUGGCAGUAUCCCACUCAAUAUGUUUGAGAUUAAUAAGGCACUGACUAAGGACCCCCAGGACUACCCCGACAAAAAGAGUCUCCCCCAUGUUCACGUUGCCCUCUGGAUAAACUCUCAGGGUGGCAAGAAGGUCAAAGCCGGUGACACAGUGUCUUACAUUAUCUGUCAGGAUGGUUCAAACCUACCAGCCAGUCAGAGGGCGUACGCUCUGGAACAGCUGCAAAAACAGCAAGGUCUCAGCUUGGACACCCAGUACUACCUGUCCCAACAGGUGCACCCUGUGGUGGGCCGCAUCUGUGAGCCCAUCGAGGGUAUUGAUGCAGUGCUUAUUGCUACGUGGCUGGGGCUUGACCCAAGUCACUUUCGAGCUCAGCAGCAGCAUCAGCGAGAGGACGAGGGGGACAAUUUCCUGGGUGCACCGGCCCAGCUUACCGAUGAGGAGCGCUACCGUGAUUGCGAGAAGUUUACUUUUUCCUGCCCUGAUUGUGGCACAGAAAACAUCUAUGACAACGUCUUUGAAGGGACGGGAAGCGCAUUAGAGCCCAGUUUGAAGAGUUGCUGUCACAUCCAAUGUAUGGGCAGCGUGUUGGACCAUCCUAUUCGAAUAAUGAACAAACUGCAAUUGGACAUUCGCCGCCACAUCAGGAGAUACUACAGUGGUUGGCUGCUUUGUGAGGAUCAGGCUUGUCAGAACCGAACCCGUCGGCUUCCCAUUGCAUUUUCAAGGUCUGGGCCGAUCUGCCCUGCCUGUCUCAGAUCCACACUGAGACCUGAGUAUUCUGAGAAAGCCCUCUACAACCAGCUGAGCUUCUACAGAUACAUCUUCGACUGGGAUUAUGCCAUCAACAAGGUCCUGUCAGUGGAGGAUAAACAGAGAUUCAAGAUUGGCUGGAAAGAAGAAAAGGAAGUGUACAGGAAGCUGAAGGAUGUAAUUGACAACGUCCUGGCCACCAGUGGAUACUCAGAGGUCAACCUCGCUAAACUUUUCCAAGCUUUUACAACUCUCAAGUGAAGACCAACUAUUUUGAAGAGAACUGGUGUGUCAUAAUAUUUAUGUCGCAUCUGGGCUGCUCGUCUGCCCUAAGUGGUUUGGACCUGUUGGUCUGCUAGAACCCUUACAAGGCCGAAAAGUUGACGUUUUCUCUCUUUCUGUUGCUUUGAUCUUUCAAAUCCUGUUUGUUGUAAAUACACAUUGUGAUUUUGUAAUGUAUGCUGAUUUCUAGCUCUUUCAUUAUGAUUGUAAUCUAUGGCACUAUUUUGUGGCUGACGGAUCGGCCACCAAUUAAGGUCAGAGGUAACGCGCUAACAGUCAUUCUAGAUGUAAUCACCAAACCUUUCCAUGUUUGAGCACCUGUCACUUGCUCUAAUCUGUGUUCUUGUGUUCCAUCCCAUUUAGCCUUUGUCCCGGUCUAAUCGAUGAUGAAUCUGUGGUAAAAUGGCCACGAUAAGGGGCUAAAGACACUCGCAGCACAGCCCCCCCUCUAUUGGUACCACCACACACAGGGUUUUUACAGAUAACAAUCAGGAAUAAUGACAGGCAAGUUCAUGGGGGGCUUGUAGCUAUUUGAAGGGGUCUUAGUUCAGUAAUGACUUCUCUACUACCCCCUUCAUUUUUAACAGCACUGCAAUUAGCCAAUGAUACAGAGGGAUUUGUAGAGUUUCGAGCGAUUGUUUGAACUCUUCUCGUAAAUUUUGCUUGCGUCAGUGCCUAAAAGCUGAUUUAUGUCGUUGUGUUAUGUAUCUAAUGUCUAUUGCUUAUAUAACCGAUUGUCUUAAUUGUUUUUUUGAUACAGAAACCUCAAUAAAAGUAUUUCAUAAGACUCA
Paramisgurnus dabryanus is the source of this 5334-nucleotide messenger RNA. RefSeq names its product polymerase (DNA directed), alpha 1 (gene pola1). The record is from RefSeq and is a predicted model, not a curated record. Gene Ontology annotation, cellular component: alpha DNA polymerase:primase complex. Gene Ontology annotation, biological process: leading strand elongation; DNA replication; mitotic DNA replication initiation. Gene Ontology annotation, molecular function: chromatin binding; single-stranded DNA binding; DNA-directed DNA polymerase activity. Lineage: Eukaryota; Metazoa; Chordata; Actinopteri; Cypriniformes; Cobitidae.